Vespa velutina is the source of this 7008-nucleotide messenger RNA. RefSeq lists its product as uncharacterized. Lineage: Eukaryota; Metazoa; Arthropoda; Insecta; Hymenoptera; Vespidae. The transcript is spliced from 4 exons. The record is from RefSeq and is a predicted model, not a curated record. Bases 2859 to 5822 code for a protein of 987 amino acids.
ACUGUAUAUUAUAAUAAUUAUUGCAUAAUAUAAUUAUAUAACUAUAAUAACGAUUUAUACAAUUUCAUAAGAUAUUUUAAUGAUCGCAAAAGUUGCAUGUACAUAUAUGCAAAGACCUAGUAUAUCCUUGAUCGCUCAACCAUGCGUUAAUAGAGCAAAAAAAAAAAAAAGAAAUAGAAGAAAACGAACGAAAGGGAAAGAAAAAGAAAAAGAAAAGAAAUAAAAGAGAAUUGCAAGAGAGCUUUUACCAAGAGACCUUUCUUCGUGUACGCGUACAUGCAACGAGCGCGAACGUGAGGUUGGGGCGUAGGCGUGGGGAUGGGGGAUGGUGAUGAGGGUGGUAAGAGGUAGGAGGGACGGAAAAAAAAAUAAGCCGAGGCAUUUAAGCCGCGUGGGAUAAAAAACACCGAGCGAUUAGAAGGAACGUCGGAAAACGCUUUACGGGCGAUUUCGAGAUGCAAGGGACGUUGGGAUAAAGGAGAGACGCCGAAAAGCAAGCGUACGAGAACAAAAUCGGGUCUCCCAUUUUUUUCUUUCUUUCUUUCUUUUUUUUUUUUUUCUUACUUUUCCCUUUUUUUUUUUUUUGAUCCCUCCCUUUUGUUUGUUUGCUCGUUCGUUCGUUCGUUUGUUUGUUUGUUUAUUUUGGUUUUUCGUUUUCCUCCUUUGCUUUCCUAUUCUUCCAUUCAUUUUUUUCUUUCUCUCGGCACACCCGAUAGAAGGACCGAUGGAAAGGCCAGACGCCAGACGAGGAUACGAUACUAUCGGCUACGAGAGAGAGAGAGAGAGAGAGAGAGAGAGAGAGGGAGAGAGAGAUUAUUCUCGGUUGUUUUUGAGACCCUUGACAGAUCGCGUUAGAACGAGAACGAAAUAUUGCUCUUUAAACGUUCUGUUAUAUGUAUAUAAUUGUAUGCGUGUAUUUAUGUAUGUAUAUUUGUAUGUACAUACAUAUGUGCGUGUAUGCCGAUUAUUAGCACGUAAAACUCGCGUGCGUCUCGUUAAAUCGAGAGGCCUCGAGAGAAAAAAGAAAAAAAAAAAAAAAAAAGGAAAGAAGAAAAAAUAAAAGCUGAAAGAUUCUUCCACGUGAUAUUGUUGAACGAGACGAGAGUUUAGAAAGAAAAAAAGAAAAAGAGAGGGUGAGGAUAAUUACGUCGAAAUGGUACGAUUUUUCUUCGUCACGUGUCACGGUGUCUGCACCGUUCGAAUCUUUUGACAAGUAUAUCAUAUGUGUGAAUACAUAUAGAUAUAGAUAUACCUAUGUAGAUGAAUAAAAAAUAAUUGACAGCGAUCGUAAAUGAAAUAUGAAAAAUGCUUGUUCCGUUACGGGUUAUGCAAUUCAUUAUACGUAAAUACAUACACACACACCCAUAUAUAUAUAUAUAUAUACAUUCUAAAUAUUCAUAUAAUAUAGAAUAAUGAAUUGCAUAAGACGGAUAGGUCCAAACAUUUAUAAUCACUUAUAUAACUAUCAUUUCCAUACGCAUAUUAUGUGCAUCUUAAUUGCAAUUACAUUAUAUAAUCAAUUUAAUUUAAAACAAUUCAUACCUUACAUAUGUAUAUAUAUAUACAUAUAUUAAUUAUUGUCUGAUAAUGAAAUAAUAAAUGAAUAUAUAUAUAUAUUAAUUUGUACGUUAUAUAUCAAUAUAUACAUAUAUAUACGUAUAUGAAUUAAAUUCGCUAACAAACUAGAAACUAAAAAAGAAAAAAAGAAAAAAAAAAUGAACUGUACCAAUCUAAUUAACUCUAAAUAUUUCAUUGAAAAUAUAAUAUUAUCGGAUAAUAUUAAUUCAUCAAUGUAUACAAAUUUAUAUGCAUUUUACCUCUCGUCGCGCGAAUAAAAGACGAAUACGAAUACGAAUACGAAUACGAAUACAAAUACGUACAGGAAGAGGCAGAGAAGAGAAGAGAAGUAGAAGUAGUAGUAGUAGUAACAGUAGUAGUAGUAGAAGAAGAAGAAGAAGAGAUAGCUCACGAAAAGCAGAAGCGGUAGGGGCUAGAAGGCUUUGCCAGUGGCGUUAUAACCACCCACUGACUAGUUUUGCCCGGCAACUCAAAACGAAUAGCACGUCGUCGUCGUCGUCGACGUAGUCAUCGUCAUAGUCAUCGUCGUCGUCGUCGUCGUCGUCGUCGUCGUUGUAGUCGUCUUCGUGUAGAAGCUUUUCUCGGUGUUGUGUUCAGCAUCGACGAAAACGUCGAAACUUAUCGACCAUAAAGAGAGAAGGAGAGGGAGAGAGAGAGAGAGAGAGAGAGAGAGAGAGAGAGAGAGAGAGAGGGAGAAAAAGAGAAAGAAAGAAAGAUAGAACUCGAGAUAGAGAGGACUCUUGUUCGAGAGAGAUGGAUAGAGAGAAAGAGAGAGAGAGAUAAAGAGAGAACACUCUAUCACCUUCUGGCUUUCAACACUUUUGCAAGCUCACGAAAAUCCUUACGUAUAUGAAUUUUCAUAAAUUUUCUUCGAGAAGCGAACGGAAAAGUUAAAAAAUAUUGUUGAUUGUGAUAUCGAUCAUUUCGUGUAUGUUAAAAUCCAUGAUAAAGGAUUAUGCGAUGUGAUUUAUUCGAUUUAAAUGACGUUUUCUUUUUCUUUCUUUUCUCUUUUUCUCUUUUUUUUUUCUCACUCUUUCUUCUCUCCCGUUCGUUCUAUCUUAUCGGUAGAAUCAAUUUGACUUAAUUAAUACGUUACGUAAGAGAAAUAAUUAAAUGUAAAAGCGACAACGAUUGAACGGACUGAUGAUGAUGAUGAUGAUGAAGAUGAUGAUUCUUAUCAUCGAUAAUCGAUUAUGUUUCGAUAAGAUUAUUAUCUAGUCGUACGAUCGAUAUUUAAUCGAUCAGACAAAGAGUUCGAGACGGAGAAUGGACGGAGGGUCAUGGGCACCAUGCAGAGAAGAGAAAAGGGACGAGGACGAAGGGACGAAAAGGGAAGUCAAAUCGAUAUAAAGAAAUUGCGAAGGGAGAACGAGCAGCUGCGAAGAGAGAUAUGGAGCCUACGGGACGAGUACGAUAAGCUCGAGGAGAUACUAAAAAGACAAAAGAAUCAACCUGAAAGCGACGAAUCCGAGGAUCGCUCAGAGGAGGAUGACGAGGAGGAACUGCAUUCGGAUUAUUCCGACGAGAACGUGCACGAGGAAGAACCCGUGGGAGCCAGUGAUGAUAAAGAUAGGAGAACGCGUUUACGGGAUCGCGAGGAACAAUUAGAGAACGCGGAGAAUCAAAAGAUAUCGACGGAAAAGAUGAACGGUAACAAUAAUAACUUGUUGCACCGUUUGCACGUUGAUUUCGACGAUCUGUCGGUGGUAGACGAGGAAGAGGAAUUGAAAAAGGAUAAGGAUAAAAAGUUUGAUAAUGUCAUUACAACGAACGAAGAAGGAAAUCAAAGGAAAUCGAACGUAAGAUUAUUCGAAACAAUUAGAAAAUUACACGACAAUAUACCAUUUUAUCCGGGUACAUACGAAUCCUGUCAAGGUUAUACAGAACCAAAUUAUUUCCCGGAUUGUCCAUUGUUCGAGUGUCCCAAUACGAUAGUCGAUCAAUCGAUACCUGGUAAUAACGUAUCGACGGUUAUACCUUUUCCCUGUCCAAACCUAUACGCGGAUCCAUUGAUACCCCUUAGCAAUAUGGAUUCACCAUUAUUAAAUCCAAUGAACGAUAAUAAUCAUCUAUCGGAUAUCCACGUUGUACCGCCUAUCGGUUGGCAAAACAAUAUGUUAGUUUCGGAAACGAAGCAAUUGUCAAGUUAUACGAACGUAUUGUCUACCGGUAUAUCGAAUGCGACUAUGGGAAUCUCCGAUUUCGAAAGAACGUCGCAAAUGGGUAAUAAUACUCAAAUUAUCGGUAACAAUACGAAUCUAACGAUAGAUAAAAGUCAUUUCGAUUCUACGGAAAUUCAAGGUAAACAACAAUUUUCUAAAGGAUUGUUCGAGGAUUCGUCGUUGGCCAACGACGUAUGGGAUGACGUUGACGUACGAUCGAUUCAACAAAAUAAUCUGGAAGAUAAUGAAAGAAAAAUAAUCGGCGAUUGUAAUAUCGAGAACGAGGAGAAAGAUUCCGACGAGCCGUACUCGUACGUUGGUACUACUGCGGAAAAGCGAAAACAUUUCUUCGCUCCGUUGGCAACAUUGAAAUCGAAGAAAUUAUUAGACGAGGAUUCACCAAAUAUCACUGGUAAUAAUUACUUUGGUACUGGUAACAGUUCGAGUAGCGGUAAAACAGUAUCCACGGUUAUAUGCGGUGGUAACAAUAAUCAAUUGUUAGGAAACCAUAAGGGUUCCGUUGAUGUUUGCGUGAACGGUGCUGUCUCCUAUGGGAAUAAUUUCGUUCAAACGAACAAGGACGACGUACAGAGAACGUAUCUCAGUACGGAGAAUCUCUCAGUUAUCAAAUCUAUACCGAUCAAUAAUCAAUUGAUCAAAUCUAUGUCUUGUCAGGAUUUAACAAGCGACAAUCAAAAUAUGAUGACAAAGAUCAACAAUAAUAACGAUAUAGGACAGAUGACGAUAAUGACCAAGAGCGACAAUACCUUGGACAAUUUUAACAUCGACAAUUCGACGACUAAGGCAUACAAAUCGCAUUUGAACGUGACGUUAAAGAUACCACGUAAGGAACGUGAUAACGACGUUAAUACACCGGAGAUCCCAAAGUUACCUACCUUGGAUUAUAGAAUUCUAACGAAUCCAUUUCUACGUAAUAUCGAACGAAUCGGUUUCGAGUGUCCCGAACGAGAUUCUCCAUUGACAAAACCACUUUCCGUUCAAGUAAAUGAAAAUAACAUGAAUUACAAUUAUCCAAGUUCGCCGUUGUCGUCGUUACCGCUACCUCCGCCACCGCCUCCUUUGCCACCGCCGCCACUGCCACCGCCAACGAGUUUUGCUCGAGGACUUCGACCUAGCGAAAGAUAUCGUAGAAGGCAGGAUAACAUUGUGACGACCGAUCAAAAUCGUUUGUUGAUUCCUACCGAUCAAUUGAUCUCUAAAAGAAAUCUAUCCCCGUCGACGCAGGACUUUCAAGUUACGUCCUUCGAAAGGCCGAGCCCUCAUACCCUCUUACCAUCGGCUAUGCCGUACGAUUUUGAAACCAUACGUAGAAUAAACGCGACGCGUUAUCUGCAGAAUCAAAAUCAGAAUCUUUAUCAGAACGUACCGUUCGUACCGGCCGGACCGACCGGUCACGUUUGUCACAACAUUAGAAUGUAUUACGAUCAGAUUAAGAACAAGGUACAAGCGCAAACGCAAACCUCAAUCGAUGGUGACUCUCAUAUAGAGGACGAACAGAUUGUUCGAUGUUCGCGUCAGGAUGAUGAUAACGUAAGUCUGCCAAAUACACCGAGUGUGAUUAGACGAAAACGCGCGAUAAAGAAGGAAAAAUUUGUAAUUAAACAAUCGAUAUCGCCGCACGCUCAAAGGAAAUUGAAAAAGCAGAGCAGCGUUACGUCGACGGAAACUACGCCGGAUUCACCUGACAAAUCGGUUAGAUGUCAUAGGCCAAGGAAACUCAGCGUUACCACUACGACGACCUCCGAUGCCCUCGAGGAUAAGAACGAGAGUAGAUCCUCAUCGUCGGGACAAGAUUCACCGAGGAAGGAUCAAAUUAGACGGGUAUCGUCUUAUUUCAAUCCUAAGAAACGACCAUCCGUAACGUCGAUCAAAACAACCAGAAGCGCCAGCUUGGAGACUACUAGCAAGGAAAAAUAUUCCGACGGUUUGAUAACGGCUAAUUCUGAUAAGGAAAUGUUUAAUACCGGAAAUAUCAGGGACAGUCUCGUUAAAUCGAGAAAAGGUAGUACUAGCAGUGGAAGCGUACCCUGGUGUGCCUGUUGGGGUAAUGGUUGCAUUUGAUUUCAAUUUAUUCGAGCUAUCUAUGUACGUUUAUUUUUCCUUAUCGUUCAUUUUCUUUUCGUCGUCGUCGUCGUCGUCGUCGUCGUCGUCGUCGUCGUCGUCGUCGUCGUCGUCGUCAUCGUCGUCGUUGUUGUUGUUUUUGUUUUCGUUUAUGUUGUUGUCGCUGUCAUUAGGAUAAAAUUCGAGAUAUAUCUUAAGGAGAUCAUUGACAUUGUAAUUCCAUUGUUAGAGUUUAAGAAAACGUAUAGGAAGUUUUUGAAUUCGAACGGAGUCAUGAAUACCAUUUUAAAAAUAGUUAGAAAGGGUUUGCCGUUAGACAUAUAUACAAAUGAAAACAUGGAAAAUCAUUCGACAUUCAAAUAUACGAGAGGCAGCUUCGGUUACGACACCGAAAUGGGACCACGAUAAAUUCAACAACGACGAGAGUAAACUAACCUCAACUAACCUCAACUAACCUCAACGUCACUUUACAAAGUAACUUUUCUAAGUAUAGGUUGUAUUCAAUACGCACGUAUAUAUUACGUACGUACGUAUGUACGUACAUAUUUCACCUAACGUGAAAUUGUGAAUGAAGUGUAUCAUAAAAUCAACACCGCACCUGGAUAUUAACCAUAAAACUAAUCUCGAAUCUGUGACUCGUUCGCAUCCGAAGUGAAUCGCAAACGCGUGUGCGUUUCUGUGUGUCUACGUGUGCGUUUGUCGAAACUUGCGAACAAGUAUUACCGUGAAAUUACGAAUGAGAGUUUUGGAAAUAAGGAUCAAAGACCUUUUUGAAGAGUGUGAAAAUGUGAAAAAAAAAGUUUUCAUGAGAUUCUGCUCUUUAUAUUUUACAAUUUACCAUAUAUAAAAUCUAAUAUUAUUUUAUAGCCGUAAAUGAGUAAGUGAUAUACAGUAUGUAUGUAUGUAUGUAUGUAUGUAUGUAUGUAUGUAUGUAUGUAUGUAUGUAUGUAUGUAUGUAUGUAGGUACACGUAUAUAUGUACUGGUACGUCAUAAUGUAGAAUUUAAUAUUUGUUCUCCCUGGAGAAAAAAAAAUAUUCUAUGCAUUUAUGUUACUGAUAAUUUUAAUGAACGUUAUAGAGUAAUCAAAUAGGAUAGAAAAAAAAUUAUUUUUAUGUUAGUAUUAAUAACCUUCUCAUUUUAUACUUUGGGAACAUUUGAUCGUGCAAGUAAAUACGUGUAAAGAUA